GCUUUCCUCUUCAUUCUUCAACACAACACCAACUCCCUCUCUCUCUCUCUCUCUCUCUCUCUCUCUCAAUCUCUCUCUCUUCCACUUUGCUUUGGAUUUUAGACUCACUUCACAACUUGGUUUGUGUUUGUGACUUUGUUUUUGUGCUGUGUUGGUCUCACUCAUCCAUCUGAGUUCAUGUGUUUGUUCAUCCUUUAGAACAUUUAUGCCAUGCUAUUCUUCUUUUUCUCUAGCUCCAUAUAGUUCAAUUAGUAGUUUCUAGCUCUGUGUCUAACAUUUUUUGAGAGUUUAGUCUCUGACUUUUGACCCAGAGAUAUAUCUUGAGUUCACCCAAAGGAAAGUUGUUCAAGUAUUUCUAAUAGCUUGAAGUUGAAGUGGCUUUGUAUAAAAAUUUUGAGACUUUGGUGCAUGGAGAGUUGUUUGUGAGAGUUUUUGGAAGAUGGGGUUUGGGAGCAAUGCAGUUCAAGCAGGGAGUUUGGAUGUGGACAAGUCAAAGGCCAGGAAGAACAAGGAAAGUGGUGUGAAGGAGAGAAAAUGGGGGUUUAGAUUUAGCAUCUUCGGGAGUUGCAUACCUUCAAGAUCAAAAGUUGAUAGCACCACAGUUAGUGGCACUAGUGCCCCUAAUAAUGGUGAAAAUGUGAAGUCAGUGGUAACUGAAUCAGAGGAAAACAAAUCUGCAUCUGAUAGAAUCACAAAGGAAACAGUUGCUGCUCCAGGGUCCUCUACCACAACCAGUGAUGCAGAAAGCAACCCUUCCACUCCAAUAUUCAGUGAGGAGUUGAAGGUUGCUUCUUGUUUGAGAAAAUUCACAUUCAACGGACUUAAGGUGGCAACAAGGAAUUUCAGACCAGAGAGUCUUCUCGGUGAAGGAGGGUUUGGUUGUGUCUUCAAGGGUUGGAUUGAAGAGAAUGGAACUGCACCUGUGAAACCAGGCACCGGGCUUACGGUUGCGGUCAAGACCCUCAACCACAAUGGCCAUCAGGGUCACAAAGAGUGGCUUGCUGAGUUAAAUUAUCUUGGUGAUCUUGUCCAUCCAAAUCUUGUUAAACUGGUUGGUUUCUGCAUUGAAGAUGACCAAAGAUUACUGGUUUAUGAGUUUAUGCCCAGAGGCAGUUUGGAAAACCACCUCUUUAGAAGACCCCUGCCUCUUCCUUGGUCUAUCAGAAUGAAAAUUGCACUUGGUGCUGCAAAGGGUCUUGCUUUUCUCCACGAAGAGGCUCAAAGACCCAUAAUAUAUCGUGAUUUCAAAACAUCUAAUAUACUAUUAGAUGCGGAAUACAAUGCCAAACUCUCUGAUUUUGGACUUGCCAAAGAUGGUCCUGAAGGGGAAAAGACACAUGUGUCAACAAGAGUUAUGGGAACGUAUGGUUAUGCGGCCCCCGAGUAUGUGAUGACUGGACAUUUGACAUCAAAGAGUGAUGUCUACAGCUUUGGAGUAGUGCUACUUGAAAUGCUCACCGGCCGGCGAUCCAUUGACAAGAAGAGACCAAAUGGGGAACACAAUCUGGUGGAGUGGGCAAGACCGGUUCUCGGAGACCGGAGGAUGUUCUACCGGAUAAUCGACCCCCGCCUCGAAGGCCACUUCUCGGUUAAAGGGGUACAAAAGGCUGUGCAGCUUGCUGCUCAAUGCCUUAGCCGUGAUCCAAAAUCCAGACCCUUGAUGAGUGAAGUUGUUCAAGCUUUGAAGCCUUUACCAAACCUCAAGGACAUGGCUAUCUCAUCUUAUCACUUCCAGAUUGCGCGAGUAGACCGAACCAUGUCCAUGCCGAAUCAUAAAAAUGGCAUCAGAACACAGAUAGUAUCUGUGCCAAGGAAGGGUCAACCACCUGUGAGGACGUUGUCUACUUCAAAUGUUCCACAUGGUUCUCCCUACAUUCGAUAUACCAAGUCUCCAAAACCUACUGGGUAAGAAUCAUCACAGUUUCACCAUCUUUAGUUUGAUGAUUCUCUCUAUUCAUUCAGUUCCCACAAAUUACUUCAUCAGCUGUACAUACAGCAACUUCUGUGUCCUACAAGAGUUUCUCUGAAACCUCUGAUGGAAGAAUCAUUAAAGUCUUCUCUGUCGUUGCAUAAUCUCAAAUAAGUUAACUGCAUGACACAGUUUCAUGUUACGUGGUAAUUGUAGGGGCUUGUCGUACACAGAUUUCAAGUGGGGUAACUGUUAUUCACUGAAAUUGUAUAACUUUUCUACGUUGUCUUGGUUUUUUCUUCCUUUCAGAAUGUAGUUUUUGUAAAGAGAAAAAAUGUGGUGUUAACUCAUGUUAGCCAUAGAUUUUUACACUCUCAUUGGACAAUAUACUUUUUCAGCCAACACUCACUGAUGUUGUACUAGAAAAAUGUUUGUUUUAUUUUUUAUUGUUGUGUCAAAUGUGUUGGUUGUUGAGAAAGAGCAUUGUUUUGUUUUUAUGUGCAA
Molecule: messenger RNA, 2413 nt
Organism: Vigna unguiculata (cowpea)
Lineage: Eukaryota; Viridiplantae; Streptophyta; Magnoliopsida; Fabales; Fabaceae
Product: serine/threonine-protein kinase PBL36-like
Biological process (GO): protein phosphorylation
Molecular function (GO): ATP binding; protein kinase activity
Source: RefSeq, a predicted model, not a curated record